Molecule: messenger RNA, 1029 nt
Organism: Lodderomyces orthopsilosis Co 90-125
Lineage: Eukaryota; Fungi; Ascomycota; Pichiomycetes; Serinales; Debaryomycetaceae
Gene: FBP1
Product: fructose 1,6-bisphosphate 1-phosphatase
Exons: 1
Coding region: 1-1029 (342 amino acids)
Biological process (GO): gluconeogenesis; fructose metabolic process; fructose 1,6-bisphosphate metabolic process
Cellular component (GO): cytoplasm; cytosol
Molecular function (GO): fructose 1,6-bisphosphate 1-phosphatase activity
Source: RefSeq, a predicted model, not a curated record
AUGAGUAACGCACAUGACUCUGUCUCCAAGCAAAUGGAUGUCCAAACUGACAUCGUCACCCUAACCAGAUUUAUCUUGCAAGAACAACAAAAAUUGGCUCCCAAUGCCACAGGUGAAUUGAGUUUGUUGUUGAACUCGUUGCAAUUUGCCUUCAAGUUUAUUGCUCACAAUAUCAGAAGGGCUGAAUUGAUCAAUUUGCUUGGUGUUUCUGGUACCGCCAACACUACUGGAGAUGUUCAAAAAAAGCUUGAUGUUAUUGGUGAUGAAAUUUUUAUCAAUGCCAUGAAGAGUUCUGGAAAUGUUAAAGUACUUGUUUCAGAAGAACAAGAAGAUUUGAUUAUUUUCCCUGGAGGUGGUCGUUAUGCUGUUUGCACUGAUCCAAUUGAUGGUUCGUCCAAUAUUGAUGCUGGUGUUUCAGUUGGUACCAUUUUUGGUGUAUACAGGAUCCCAGAGAACUCCCCUGGAUCAAUUAGUGAUGUGCUUAGAAAAGGAACCGACCUAGUUUGUGCAGGUUACACAAUGUAUGGUGCAUCAGCUCAUUUGAUGUUGACUACAGGAAAUGGAGUUAAUGGAUUCACUUUGGAUACUCAAUUGGGUGAAUUCAUUCUUACUCAACCAAACUUGCGUAUUCCUGAAAGUAGAGCUAUUUAUUCCGUAAAUGAAGGUAACUCAUACUACUGGCCCGAAUAUGUCAAGAAAUAUUUUGAAGAUUUGAAAAAGCCACAAGAAAAUGGAAAACCAUAUUCAGCAAGAUACAUUGGUUCAAUGGUUGCCGAUAUUCAUAGAACUUUGUUGUAUGGUGGUAUUUUUGCUUAUCCGGGAGACAGCAAAUCAAAGAAUGGUAAAUUGAGAAUUCUUUAUGAAGGUUUCCCAAUGGCUAUGUUGUUGGAACAAGCUGGUGGUAAAGCUGUUAAUGAUAGAGGUGAAAGAAUCUUGGAAAUUUUACCAAAGGGUAUCCAUGACAAAUCCAGUAUUUGGUUAGGAUCUAAGAAGGAAAUUGAAAAGUUUGAAUCUUAUAUUUCUAAAUAG